Messenger RNA from Scomber japonicus (chub mackerel), 1470 nucleotides. RefSeq names its product tyrosine hydroxylase (gene th). Gene Ontology annotation, biological process: dopamine biosynthetic process from tyrosine. The record is from RefSeq and is a predicted model, not a curated record. Bases 1 to 1470 code for a protein of 489 amino acids. The transcript has 13 exons. Gene Ontology annotation, molecular function: iron ion binding; tyrosine 3-monooxygenase activity. NCBI's taxonomy places the organism in Eukaryota, Metazoa, Chordata, Actinopteri, Scombriformes, Scombridae. Gene Ontology annotation, cellular component: axon; cytoplasm; perikaryon.
AUGCCACUUUCAAGCAGCUCAACGUCCUCCUCAAAGAGCAUCCGCCGAGCAGCAUCUGAGCUGGAGAGGUCUGACUCCAUAACGUCUCCAAGAUUCGUUGGUAGACGGCAAAGCUUGAUCGAGGACGCACGAAAGGAAAGAGAAGCCGCCGCUGCAGCAGCAGAAGCUGCAGAGGCCAGUGAACAUAUUGUAUUUGAGGAGGACGAUGGAAAAGCGCUUCUCAACCUCUUCUUCACUUUAAGGAACUCCAAGACACCUGUACUGUCGCGGACCCUUAAAGUUUUCGAGACGUUUGAAGCUAAGAUUCACCAUUUGGAGACACGGCCAUACCGGAAACCCAGGGACAGCCUGGAAGGCCUGGAGUACUUUGUUCGCUGUGAGGUGCACCUCUCAGAUGUCAGUACUCUCAUCAGCUCCAUCAAAAGAAAUGCAGAAGAUGUUAAAACAACCAAAGAAGUCAAAUUUCAUUGGUUCCCAAAGAAAAUAGCAGACUUGGACAGAUGUCAUCAUCUGGUCACAAAAUUUGAUCCAGACUUAGAUGAAGACCAUCCUGGCUACAAGGACCCUGCCUACAGACAGAGGAGGAAAAUAAUUGGUGACAUUGCCUUCAGAUACAGACAUGGGGAGAUGAUUCCCAGAGUGGAAUAUUCAGAGGAGGAGAUUGGCACAUGGAGGGAAGUCUACUCAACCCUGAGGGAUUUGUAUUCUACACAUGCCUGCAGUGAAUACCUAGAGGCCCUCCGCCUGCUGGAAAGGCAUUGUGGGUACAGUCCGAACAACAUUCCCCAGUUGGAAGAAGUGUCACACUUUCUCAAAGAGCGUACAGGUUUCCUGCUGCGUCCAGUGGCAGGUCUGCUCUCAGCCAGAGAUUUCCUGGCCAGUUUGGCAUUCCGAGUGUUCCAGUGCACCCAGUACAUCCGACACGCUUCAUCUCCUAUGCACUCCCCUGAGCCUGACUGUGUCCAUGAACUUCUGGGCCACGUCCCCAUGCUGGCUGACCGCACUUUUGCCCAGUUUUCACAGAACCUCGGUCUGGCGUCACUGGGGGCUUCAGAUGAAGAUAUUGAGAAACUGUCCACACUGUACUGGUUCACCGUCGAGUACGGUUUGUGUAAACAGAAUGGUGAGGUGAAGGCUUAUGGUGCUGGACUACUCUCCUCUUAUGGAGAACUUGUGCACUCUCUGUCCGAUGAACCCGAGACAAGGGAGUUUGAUCCAGAUGCUGCAGCAGUGCAGCCCUAUCAAGACCAGACAUACCAGCCUGUCUACUUUGUCUCUGAGAGUUUCUCUGAUGCCAAGGAGAAAUUCAGGACAUACAUGGCCGGUAUCAAACGUCCAUUUUCGGUGAGGUUUGAUCCAUAUACCAGCAGUGUCGAAGUCCUGGACAACCCACUGAAGAUCCAAGGCGGCUUGGAGGGUGUGAAGGAUGAGCUUAAAGUGCUGUCAGACGCCCUCGGUGUUAUGACAUGA